Messenger RNA from Dermacentor silvarum, 1290 nucleotides. RefSeq lists its product as uncharacterized. Bases 280 to 1290 code for a protein of 336 amino acids. The record is from RefSeq and is a predicted model, not a curated record. NCBI's taxonomy places the organism in Eukaryota, Metazoa, Arthropoda, Arachnida, Ixodida, Ixodidae. The transcript has a single exon.
GCCACAUCCGUAUUGGAAGAAGCUGAAUCAAGUCUUGUCUGCAAGGGAGCGAUGUACAAACAAGAAUUCAAGCCGCUUUCUUCUCAGCUGACCGCACAACUUCGAGCUGAAGCGAACACUGCUGGACGAUCCGUGUUCAGUGUGCGCUGCUUUGGAAAAGUUUCUUCUGAAGGUAAGUAGACGUAAAGUGCAUUAUGACGCCCAUAACAUUUCCACAUUGCCUCAAAUGUUCGAGCGUGCAAUUUUAACGCCUGCAUUGUUUGUUUAUUUGCAGGACCAAUGUGUACAGAAUGCAAUUCCCUAAGGAAAGCGUUACUAACAAGAAAGUCGUACAUUAAUUCUCGUGUACGCCUUCCUGCAAAGAAAACCCUUUCUUCACGAUUGACGCAACAAAAAAAGAAGACGGCACGUCUUCAAAAUCUGGCACAUGUGCUAAAGAAAAAGUUGAGUGCAAUGCUAGCCAAGAAUGUGGCAAUUGCUGAAGAAGAAUUGAAUGCAAAAGUAGCUCUCCUACCAGAGAAGCAACGUGAGGCAACUGUGCACAUAUUCAAAGCUUCGUCACGGAAGAGUACUAAAGGCAUGAUGUUCUCGAAUGAGUGGGUGCUCGAAUGUUUGCUUAUGAAGCUGAAAAGUGCGAAGUUGUAUGAGCAUUUGAGACGGGAAAAAAUCUUAGUCCUCCCUAGUAAGACUGCACUUCGCAAAUAUUUGAAAUGUUACAGAACUGGGUUUGGAUUCAGCCACAAAAUUUUUGAUGUGCUGAAACAAAAGACAAACACUAUGGACGAGUUUUCAUGUCACGGAGGCCUCAUCGUGGAUGAGAUGAAACUCUCGGAGCACCUGUCGGUAAACAGUGAGGGCCACAUUGAUGGCUUCGUGAACUUGGGUCAAUUUACGUCUGACAAAGAUAAGCACACUGUAUGUGAUCAUGGCAUGGUAGUAAUUUUUGUGCCCUUUGUGGGAAAGUGGACACAAAUACUCGCUGCAUUUGCGACCCAUGGAAACGUAAAUGGGGACCUGCUGACAAAGAUCAUGCUUGAAGCUGUCAUUUUAGCUGAAAAGGCAGGACUCAAAGUUGAUUUUAUUACGUUCGACGGUGCCACUUGGAACCGGAAGAUGUGGUCUUUAAUGGGCAUCAAAGCAUCACUGACAGAAACGAAGUGCAGCACAUUGCAUCCAGUGGACCCAACGCGCAAACUUCAUUUUUUGUCAGACUUUCUCCACCUGAUUAAGUGCCUGCGGAAUGGAUUGUUGUUGUUGGUGGUCUCCUUGAAUACCAUGCAUUUUUAUUAA